CACCAAUGUAAACAAACUACCAAGAAAGUUAUGUGGACGUUUUUCGACUUUUAAAACAUCAAAAUGCUGCUUUACGUGGAAAGUAAAGCGUUUCCCUACAAGACCUUUGUAGUGCUGGUGAAGGUCGAGGAUACGAUUGCCAAGAUCCGCGCCCACUUGCUACACAUCUUGUACCAGUUUGGACGCGCUGACCACCAGUUUCGGUUGCGAUUCAAGGGACAGUAUCUCCGUGAUGGCUACACAAUUGAAGACUACAGUAUCCCUGAUGAUGCCAUCAUAAAGAUGGUACCAAUGUCCAGGAGGUCCGACUCGCACAUCGACUUGAGAUCUCUCAGCAGCAGGAGUAGCCUUGAUCUUGGUGAGGGUCAGAGUCCAGAGGUCAAGGCCGCAUUGGACAAGGAAAUCAAUAUAUUCACCGUCAGAGAACACCUGGUUCAGAACUUCCAUACAAUGAGUUUCCUGCACUUGACAAUGGCGUUCCUCUCUGUCUUCUCGACUUUCUUCUACGCCAUUAUCUGGCUUCUUGUCAUCUGGUUCGCAGGACUCUUCUGUCCACAGUACACCAGGAUCAGUGGGUUCACUGGCACCAAAUCUCUGUAUAAGUUCUGGUUUUGCCCAAUCUAUGGUAUCUUGUCCCUUGGUGCAGCUGGAGUGUCCAUCUGGUUAGCAGUCAUUGAUUGGUCAAAUGUAGCGGCUGGCUGUCCAACUUCCUAUUCCGGCUGCAGCGUCACGACCUACUAUUCCGGCAUCUUCUUCAUCAUCGAUGCACUCAUUCUGCUCACCUCGAGCAGCCUAUCCUGGGGCAUGCUGAUCAACUUCCAGACAGACGUCGGCGAUAUUGUGGAGAAGUUCCUCGUACAGUCGCGCGAUAUCGAGAAAGUUUUGCAGGCAGCCAGACAUGGAAAGCUGAAGGAGAAGAGAGUUGCAGCGAUUGAGCUUGCUACACUUGCCGCAUCGGGAGAUGACAACAAGUUCCGGAUUGUGGCUGAGGGAGGCCUUGAGGUUCUGAUCAAUAUGGCCUUGUGCCAGGAUGAGGCCACACAGGAGAAUGCUGUGGAGACCAUUGCAGAGCUGCUUACAGUUCCUGCCAUUCAGGAUCGAUUCGUGGAAAUAGGAGGUAUGAAGACCUUGAGUGCCGUCCUGAACUCACCCAUCGAGCGCCUUGUCUAUGAAGCUGCAUCUGCUAUCUCCUACGUGGUGUCAGAAUCUGACGAAAACAAACAAGUUGUCGUUCAAGGUCAUGGUCUUGAGGACAUUUGUCGUGCCGUGAAAACGAGCAAUCUCGCCACCCAGCGAGUUCUUGCAAGUAUCCUGCUGGAGUUGGCCUUCAACGUGGAGAUUCGCUCCAUGAUGGCGUCCAUGAAUUCCCCGGCCCAAGCCCUGAUCCACCUAUGCCACGACAACGACCCAGAGACGCAACGUUACGCACUGCAGACGCUUGAACUACUGGCGAUUGAGAGUGCCGAUAUGAUCUGUGCACAGGAUGGCUUGAUGGAGGAGAUGCUGGCUCUGCCCCAGACCUGUAUGGAUGAGAAACUGUACCUGCUGGCAGGCAAGGUUCUACUCUACUAUGCUGAAAACAAAGAGACGUGUGGUUCGUUGAUUACCCAAGACAACUUGCGUUCCACCCUGUGCCUGUUUGCCAAGACCAAGGAUCCGCUCCUACAGAAGGUUGUCAUCAAGAUCAUCUUCUGUAUUGUCGAGUCCAAGACGUACAGGUAUAAGGCACAGGAGCUGAGUCUGGAUGAAGUGCUGGUCUACUGCAGGGAUCACUCUGCUGAUAGAGAAACGUGGGACAUGGCUGACCAAGCCUUGCAGCUGAUAUCAUCGGAUGAAGACAGUAUCGGCCCAGAUCUGGCAUUGACCAUCGACAAGCUGAACCAGUUCAACAAAAACAGUUCGGACGGAAGCGAUUCUGGAACGUCCAUGAGGAAACCGGUCCCGAGCACUUCCCAGGAGUCAGACGAGGCUAUUGGAAAAUAGUUAAGGGUGUUUGGUUUUGUCUUAGGCAUACCCCUGAUGGCUUGAGAUGACUGUUUAUGGUUUUUCCUAGACCUAGUUGUCGAGUGGUUUAGCUGAACUGUUGUCAGUGGUUUAGCUUGCAUGAGCUUUACAUGUACUUUUAGCUAACCUUAAGUCUAUUUAAUAACACAAUCACCCGGCCCCAUCUCAGUUUGAAGGGACAAUUCCUGAACAUGUAUGAAAUUUCUGGAGAAUGUUCUUGAUUUUCUUAUUUUCUAGGCUGAUAACGAAAAGUAUUACAUAUUAUAUAAAGUUUUGUAUCAUGACCAAAUGUAUAUUAUUAAAUAAAUAAAUUUAAAUCUGAAAGAAUUCCGUCCAUCACCAGUGUGUUUUUACUGUGACAAUCAAAUUCUACAAAACAAGAUAUGUUUUAUGUCCAAAAUCUAGUCGUUUUUCUGCUGAUAUAAAGUUUUGAUGAUGCUGGUACAAAACUAAAUAUGUUUUGUCUAAAUAAUCUAGUCUUAUUUCUGCUGAUGUAAAGUUUAAAUGAUGCUGGUUCGUCUAAUUUUGUUUGCUUCGCCCCGAAGAUGGUACAUAGGCCUACAUGUGGUAAUCAAUCGACUUCUAAAAGGUAGAGAACUAGGCCCUUAAAGUCAGUGAAGAUAUAGCUGUUGUUUAAUCAUUCCACAUACUUUUCAGAUUUGAAAUUUAUUCCUUUUUCUCGUAACUGUGCCGUGAGAAAGUCUAUUGUUUUCGUUAAUUAGUAACUGAGAUUUUGUCAAAUCGUGUAUUAUUCUUAGCUACCCUUUUCCUGACUGCGCUCAUGAACAUGUCUAUGGGUUCCUGAAACUGGCAGGACCAGUUUUGCUGUCUUAUUUCAUAAAGUUAAGACUAGAUUUGUAACUGCGACAGAUAAAUAUAUUUUAAUCCUAUUCUAACAA
This is a messenger RNA of Lineus longissimus, 2903 nucleotides long. RefSeq lists its product as uncharacterized. The record is from RefSeq and is a predicted model, not a curated record. Lineage: Eukaryota; Metazoa; Nemertea; Pilidiophora; Heteronemertea; Lineidae. Gene Ontology annotation, molecular function: protein binding. Bases 64 to 1983 code for a protein of 639 amino acids. The transcript has 13 exons.